AUGCGCCUCCCCUACGCGCCGUCCACCCCGCCUCCGGACUCCCCCUCGUCCGUGGCCGAGAUCUACGCCCGCAUCGCCGCACGGCGGAAACCACGCCCUCUCAUCCCACUCGACCUGACGCUGCUGCACUCCCCGCCCGUGGCGAACGGGUACAACGCCUUCGUGGGCGCCCUGCGCACCGAGACCAUCGUGUCGCAGGCCCUUCUCGAGCUGGCCAUCUCGCGCGUCGCCAUCCUCACCGGCGCCGUGUACGAGUGGAACAUCCACGCCGCGCUGGCACUGAAAGCAGGGCUAUCGCCGGACGCGCUGGAAGUCGCCCGCCGCACACCCAAGGGCGAGGUGGGAGACGCAGCUACGCUGAGUGACAAAGAGGUGGCCGUGCUGAGAUACACGGACGAAGCCACCGUCGAUGUCAAGGUGCAGGACGCCACCUUCGACGCCCUCAAAACACAUUUUGACAACCGCGAGAUCCUGGAGCUGGCCACGGUCGUGGCUGGGUAUAAUGCCGUCAGUAGGAUUCUCGUGCCGCUGGACGUCGGCGAGAACAAUGACAAGCCCAUGAAGACGGUGGACGAGUUGGUCGCGGCUCUGACUUGA
Molecule: messenger RNA, 597 nt
Organism: Cladophialophora carrionii CBS 160.54
Lineage: Eukaryota; Fungi; Ascomycota; Eurotiomycetes; Chaetothyriales; Herpotrichiellaceae
Exons: 1
Coding region: 1-597 (198 amino acids)
Molecular function (GO): peroxiredoxin activity
Source: RefSeq, a predicted model, not a curated record